AUGUCAGGCUCUGGGCGAAAAGAUUUUGAUGUGAAGCACAUCCUGCGACUCCGCUGGAAACUCUUCAGCCACCCGUCGCAAUCCCCCGGCGCUCCGGCCGGGGGCAGCUUCCUGCAAGAAGACGGCAGCAGCAGCUUCGAGCACUGGGGACCCAGCCAGAGCCGCCUGCUCAAAAGCCAAGAGAAGGGCAGCGUGAGCACUUUCUGGAAGAAGCCUUCCUCUUCUUCCUCCUCUUCUUCUUCUGCCUCCCCGUCCUCUUCCUCCUCUUCCUUCAACCCAUUGAAUGGCACCCUGCUGCCAGUGGCCACGAGGCUGCAGCAAGGGGCGCCCGGGCAGGGCACCCACCAGCCGGCCAGGACUCUCUUCUACGUGGAGUCCCUAGAAGAGGAGGAGGUGCCAGGCAUGGACUUUCCUGGACCACACGAAAAAGGGCUUGUCUUGCAAGAGCUCAAAGUGGAACCGGCCAACUCGAGCCAGGCAACAGGUGAAGGAUGUGGACGCAGGCUGUCAGCAACUAGCCAUUCUCUGACACCUCAAAGUGAUAUGGACUCCAGUAGCUCUGAAGAAUUCUAUCAGGCUGUGCACCAUGCUGAGCAAACCUUCAGAAAAAUGGAAAGUUACUUGAAACAACAGCAACUCUGUGAUGUUAUCCUGAUUGUUGGGAACCGAAAGAUACCUGCACAUAGGCUUGUUCUGAGCUCAGUCUCCGACUAUUUUGCUGCCAUGUUUACAAGUGAUGUUUGCGAAGCCAAGCAAGAGGAGAUCAAGAUGGAAGGCAUAGACCCAAAUGCUCUCUGGGACCUUGUCCAAUUUGCAUAUACAGGUUGCUUGGAAUUAAAGGAAGAAACCAUUGAAAACCUUCUUGCUGCAGCUUCCCUUCUUCAGCUUCCUCAAGUAGUAGAAGUGUGCUGCCAUUUCCUCAUGAAGCUCUUGCAUCCAUCUAACUGUUUAGGAAUCCGAGCAUUUGCAGAUGCUCAAGGAUGCAUUGAAUUAAUGAAGGUGGCCCACAGCUACACAAUGGAAAACAUAAUGGAAGUUAUGAGAAAUCAAGAGUUUUUACUGCUUCCAGCUGAGGAGCUCCAUAAACUCCUGGCCAGUGAUGAUGUCAAUGUCCCUGAUGAAGAAACCAUCUUCCAUGCAUUAAUGAUGUGGGUCAAAUAUGACAUGCAGAGGAGAUGCAAUGACUUGAGUAUGCUUCUGGCCUUUAUAAGACUGCCACUGCUUCCACCUCAGAUAUUGGCUGACCUAGAAAACCAUACAUUAUUUAAGAAUGAUCUGGAAUGUCAAAAGCUGAUUCUGGAAGCAAUGAAAUACCAUCUAUUGCCAGAAAGAAGAACUUUAAUGCAAAGUCCAAGAACUAAACCUAGAAAAUCUACAGUUGGAACUCUGUAUGCAGUGGGAGGAAUGGAUAACAACAAAGGCGCUACAACCAUAGAGAAAUAUGACCUCAGAACAAAUUUGUGGAUCCAGGCAGGGAUGAUGAACGGCAGGAGACUGCAGUUUGGUGUGGCUGUUAUUGAUGACAAACUCUUUGUAAUUGGAGGUCGAGAUGGCUUAAAGACAUUGAACACUGUUGAAUGUUACAACCCCAAAACCAAGACUUGGGCUGUCUUACCACCAAUGUCAACACAUAGGCAUGGUCUAGGUGUGACGGUACUAGAAGGACCUAUCUAUGCCGUUGGAGGCCAUGAUGGCUGGAGCUAUCUGAACACAGUGGAGAGGUGGGAUCCUCAGAGUCAGCAGUGGACAUUUGUAGCUAGUAUGUCAAUUGCCCGAAGCACAGUUGGUGUGGCAGCAUUGAAUGGCAAGUUGUAUUCAGUUGGAGGUCGUGAUGGAAGUUCCUGUUUGAGUUCAAUGGAAUAUUAUGAUCCUCACACAAAUAAGUGGAACAUGUGUGCUCCAAUGUGUAAAAGAAGAGGGGGUGUUGGUGUUGCCACAUGUGAUGGUUUUCUUUAUGCAGUAGGAGGUCAUGAUGCUCCAGCUUCAAACCACUGUUCUCGGCUGCUAGAUUACGUAGAAAGAUAUGAUCCCAAAACAGACACAUGGACCAUGGUGGCUCCUUUGAGUAUGCCCAGAGAUGCUGUUGGUGUCUGUCUCCUUGGUGACAGACUAUACGCUGUUGGUGGCUAUGAUGGGCAGACAUACCUCAACACUAUGGAAUCCUAUGAUCCACAAACUAAUGAAUGGACCCAGAUGGCUUCCUUGAAUAUUGGGAGAGCAGGUGCCUGUGUAGUAGUCAUCAAGCAACCUUGA
Balaenoptera musculus (blue whale) is the source of this 2253-nucleotide messenger RNA. RefSeq names its product kelch like family member 1 (gene KLHL1). Bases 1 to 2253 code for a protein of 750 amino acids. Gene Ontology annotation, molecular function: protein binding. The record is from RefSeq and is a predicted model, not a curated record. NCBI's taxonomy places the organism in Eukaryota, Metazoa, Chordata, Mammalia, Artiodactyla, Balaenopteridae. The transcript is spliced from 11 exons.